Molecule: messenger RNA, 2623 nt
Organism: Ixodes scapularis (black-legged tick)
Lineage: Eukaryota; Metazoa; Arthropoda; Arachnida; Ixodida; Ixodidae
Product: nucleolar complex protein 2 homolog
Exons: 1
Coding region: 87-2453 (788 amino acids)
Biological process (GO): negative regulation of transcription by RNA polymerase II; ribosomal large subunit biogenesis
Cellular component (GO): nucleolus; Noc1p-Noc2p complex; Noc2p-Noc3p complex
Molecular function (GO): histone binding; transcription corepressor activity
Source: RefSeq, a predicted model, not a curated record
AUCACCCCGCCAUCUGGUGGAAGAAGCCAAAACUACAGCACGUAAACGUUGCUGCGUCGAACACGUGCACAUAACGCGAUCGAACCAUGGGCCCUGUCAAAAAACGUGCGAAAACCGAAAAGAAACUUAGUGAAGUGAGCGUGGAAGAGUUCAUGGCCGGUGGACUUUCGUCUGACUCUGAGGGAGCACCUCCUGAACCAAGCCCAGGUAAAAAAGCCAAGAAAGCAGCUUUUACGUCUCCCAAGCACGAUGCGGCGCAGAUCGACGUACCGAAGAAAAACAAGAAGAUUAAGAAGAAAAGAUCGAAAAUACGCUCGGAGAAAGACUCGGACGAGGAUUCGGAAGAAGAGGAGCCCGAGCGGAUACGAGGUAAAAUAAAUGCUCGGAAAGCGGUUCUCCGUACGAAAGCUCAGAAGCCCGAAGAGACCAGCGGCAUAGCAGAGCACGAUUUCGAUAACGAAGGUUCGGAAAACGACCAUGAUGAAGGCAGCAGCGACGACUCCGAGGUGGACAUGGAGAAGAACAAGGAGAUUAUCCGAAACCUCAAAGACACCGAUCCGGACUUCUACCAGUACCUAGAGGAACAUGACAAGGACCUCCUCGACUUCUACACAAAUGACGCCGACCAAGAGGACAAUGACGAAGCCGGCGACGGCCAGGCGGAGGAGGAACCUGCCGAACCGACGAGGCACAAAAAGAUCCUCAAGUUGGAACAGGUCCGCCAGUUCGAGCUUGCCCUACGGACCAAGCCCGACUUCCAGAAGAUAGCAGACGUCAUCUCCUGCUUCCGGGCCGCCGUACUUCAGGCCGAAGGGGAGUCGGCCACACCGCAGACCGGAAAACACCAGUGUCCGUUCAGAGUGGAAGGCCAGACCAUCUUCAACGCAGUCGUCAAGCUCUGUCUAAACGAUCUGCUGCCGGCAUUGCACAAGGUCCUAAAUCUACCGGAACCGUCUGUGCCCAAGGACGGUGUAAAACCCUUCGACCCUACCAAGUGCCACUCCUGGCGAAAAGUGGCCCUCUCGGUCAAGGUCUAUCUCAUGCAGGUUGUCAAGCUUGCCACGGCCGUGACCGAACCCCAGCUUGUGUCCGUCCUGUUGCGCCACGUCCUGUUCCUGGUCCCGUACUACGUUGCCUUCCCGCAGGUCGCCAAGACGCUGCUCAAACGCCUCGUUGCCCUCUGGUGCGAGGGGGAGGAGACUGUCCGCGUCGUGGCCUUCCUCUGCCUCGUCCGCACGGUGCGCAGUCUUCCGCGGCCUUACCUGGACACGGUCCUCAAGCACAUGUACAUGUCAUACGUGCGAAACUCCAAGUUCACGUCGCCGUCGACCUGGCCCCUCAUCAACUUCAUGAAGCGGACGCUCGUCGAGGCCUACGCGAUCGACGAAGGGCUCGCCUACCAGCACGCCUUCCUCUACAUCCGCCAGCUGGCCAUCCACCUCCGCAAUGCACUCACGGUCCGCAAGAAGGAGACCUGCAAGGCAGUCUACAACUGGCAGUACGUCCACUGCUGCCUGCUCUGGUGCCACCUGUUGUCGACUUCCGCGGCGCAUGGUGAGAACCUGCGAGCCCUCGUCUAUCCACUGGUACAGACGGUGGUGGGCACCAUACAGCUGGUCCCGGCAGCCAAGUUUGUACCGCUGCGGUUCCAUUUAGUUCGAGGACUCGUGCAGGUCUCCGCCGGUACAAACAUCUUCAUUCCGAUCCUGCCCCACUUGCUUCAAGUGUUCACCAUCGUCAACUUCGACCUGAAGCAUUCGUCCACUUCGAUGCGUCCAGUUGACCUCAGCUGCGCCCUCCGCGUCUCGCCGACACAAAUGAAGGAGAGCGGCUUCCGCGACGCGGUCAUAGAAAAUUUCUAUGAGCUCAUGGUCGAGUACCUCGCACAGAUGUCGAGCUCGGUCGCAUUUCCGGAGCUCGUGCUGCUGGCGAUGGUGCAGCUGCGGGAGUUUGCGAAGAAGUGCAAGGUUGCGAACUACAACAAGAAGGUCAGGCAGUUGCUCGAGAAGAUGGAGGAAAACUACAAGUUCAUCGAGGAGCGGCGUAAGAACUGUGGCGUCGCCUUGAGCGAUAAAGUCGGCUUGGAGCGGCUCGAAGAGAAGUGGAGUGAGGAGGGCACGCCGUGCGCACGGUUCUACGAGCAGUGGAGCAAGCUGAGGAGUAAGAAGCAAGACACAGCAGCGAAUAGGAGGGUGCUCAAGAAGCUCCCCAAGCCAGAGUCUGGAUCCGACACCGGAUCCGACUCUGGCGAGGAACAAGAAGUCGAAGAAAAGGUAGAGAAGAAGCCCAAAAAGGCAGCAAAGAAGCAAAAGAAAGUAAAGAAGGCCAAGCCCGAGGAAGAGGAGGUUGCCGUGGGAGACGAAGAUGUCGUUCAGGACAUGGAGUUGUCAUCUACGUCGGAAGAGGAAGAGGAGAGCAGUCAAAACGACGACGACGACGACUUGUCGGACUAGAUUUUGGAUCCGGUUGCAGGAAGGAAUGCGGGGGAUCUGGAAACGUUGAUUAGGCGUAUGAGCUGUUGUGAAGCUACAUGAUUUAGGAGCUAAUGAAUCAAGGAAAGAGUGUACAAAAUGCUAAAGGUGCGUUAAAUAUUUGGUCAAUAAAAAUAUGCCCAAGGUUUGUA